AAGAUGAUAAAGAUUAUGCUUUAAAGCAAAUAGAAGGUACUGGAAUUUCUAUGUCUGCAUGCAGAGAAAUAGCAUUGCUGCGGGAGCUCAAGCAUCCAAAUGUCAUUUCUCUGCAAAAGGUGUUUCUUUCUCAUGCUGACAGGAAAGUGUGGCUUCUCUUUGACUACGCUGAGCAUGACCUCUGGCAUAUAAUCAAGUUUCACAGGGCUUCUAAAGCAAACAAGAAACCAGUUCAGUUACCUCGGGGAAUGGUGAAGUCACUGUUAUAUCAGAUCCUAGAUGGUAUUCACUACCUGCAUGCUAACUGGGUGUUACACAGGGAUUUGAAACCUGCUAAUAUUUUAGUUAUGGGUGAAGGUCCUGAGCGAGGAAGAGUAAAAAUUGCUGACAUGGGCUUUGCCCGAUUAUUUAAUUCACCUCUGAAGCCUUUAGCAGACUUGGAUCCAGUAGUUGUAACGUUCUGGUAUCGUGCUCCAGAGUUGCUUCUCGGAGCAAGGCAUUAUACCAAAGCUAUUGAUAUUUGGGCCAUAGGGUGUAUAUUUGCAGAGCUGCUAACAUCAGAGCCAAUAUUCCAUUGUCGACAAGAAGAUAUCAAAACUAGUAAUCCUUAUCACCAUGACCAGCUGGACAGAAUAUUCAAUGUAAUGGGAUUUCCUGCAGAUAAAGAUUGGGAAGACAUAAAAAAGAUGCCCGAACAUUCAACCUUAAUGAAAGAUUUCCGGAGAAACACGUAUACCAACUGCAGCCUUAUCAAAUAUAUGGAAAAACAUAAAGUUAAACCAGAUAGUAAGGCAUUCCACUUGCUUCAGAAAUUGCUCACUAUGGAUCCAAUAAAGAGAAUUACCUCAGAACAGGCUAUGCAGGAUCCCUAUUUCUUAGAAGAUCCUCUUCCCACAUCCGAUGUUUUUGCAGGUUGUCAAAUCCCUUACCCAAAACGAGAAUUUUUAACAGAAGAAGAACCAGAUGAUAAAGGAGACAAAAAGAACCAGCAGCAGCAGCAGGGCAAUAACCAUACUAAUGGAACUGGUCAUCCAGGGAACCAAGACAACAGUCACACACAGGGACCCCCACUGAAAAAAGUGAGAGUUGUUCCUCCUACCACUACCUCAGGUGGACUUAUUAUGACCUCAGACUAUCAGCGUUCCAACCCCCAUGCUGCCUACCCCAACCCCGGACCAAGCACAUCACAGCCACAGAGCAGCAUGGGAUAUUCAACUACCUCCCAGCAGCCGCCACAGUACUCGCAUCAGACACAUCGGUACUGAGCUGCAUCCCAAUAAUAACGUCAAUGCACUGUUGCUAAUGCUGCAGGACCGGCCGCACAGCUGCCUGCCUGGAACCCGGCUUGGGCCACGAGAAUGUACUGUACAACCACACCUCCAACCUGUCCGACCGCCACGAUCCACCCCCUUCCACAGAGCGGAGUAGUGGCUCCCAAAUUGUACCUGUUUUUGGGGUUAGACUUGAAAAGAAAGUGCUAGCACAGUUUGUGUUGUGGAUAUGCUACUUCCAUAGUUUACUUGACAUGGUUCAGACUGACCGAUGCAUUUUUUUCAGUGACAGUCUGUAGCAGUUGAAGCUGUGAAAUGUGCUAGGGGCAAGCAUUUUUGUUGUCGUAUGUGGUGAAUUCUCUUGAUGUAACAACUUUAUCUGACCAAUAGUACACAACAUCUUUGAACUGGUACUUGAAGCAUACAGUAUAUGUUACCAUGGCAAAAAAGCAAACUAACCGUGACUCUGACACAAUUUUGAUAGACGUUUAUUUUUAGUGACUUUUGUGGGUUGGUUCAUUUUCCACCUAGAUCAAUGUUUUAUGACCGACACAAUUUUUUUGUUUUUGUUUUUAAAUCUAUGACUUGACUGGUAUUAAAGCUGCUAUUUGAUAGUAAAAUAAGUAUGUUGUCAUUGAUAUAAACAUGUUUGGUUCAGCAAACAAACUGAAAUGAUUGUCAUAGACAGUGUUUUAUUUUUUUCCUGUUCGUGUUAAUGAUUUGUGAGCAUGCUUUGGGAUUAAAAAAGCAUGAAUGAUAUUUCCUAAAAAGGUGCGGCAUCCAUUCAGAUAUUUCGUCAUGAUUUUUGAGAACCAGCUUGGUGUAGUGGAUUUUAAGUUUUGUUCAGUUAAUUAUUUUUUUUAAAUGUUCGCACGUUGUUUAGGGGUGCCAUUCCUACAACAGAGGAUCAAGGUGUUAGGAGAGCCUUAGAAUUUAUGAGGAAAACCAAUGUACUGUAUCAAACUAUUUUACAUGAAUGACGCAAGUAUUCUGAAUUAAAAAAAAAAAUCAAACAUUGUUAAAACAAGGUGUUAUGUAAUAAAUUUAUUUUUCAUAAAUCUACA
This is a messenger RNA of Pygoscelis adeliae (Adelie penguin), 2335 nucleotides long. RefSeq names its product cyclin-dependent kinase 8 (gene CDK8). Gene Ontology annotation, biological process: protein phosphorylation. Gene Ontology annotation, molecular function: RNA polymerase II CTD heptapeptide repeat kinase activity; cyclin-dependent protein serine/threonine kinase activity; ATP binding. NCBI's taxonomy places the organism in Eukaryota, Metazoa, Chordata, Aves, Sphenisciformes, Spheniscidae. The transcript has 13 exons. The coding region runs from base 51 to 1265 and encodes 404 amino acids. Gene Ontology annotation, cellular component: nucleus; mediator complex. The record is from RefSeq and is a predicted model, not a curated record.